GUAGUAGUUUCUCGCUGGGACACCGAAAACCAAACACGCAAUUUGUGUGUUUUGUCCGCUAAAAAAUCCUUUCUCCGACGAAGCCGUGCCGCGUUGUAAAGUGAACGAUUGUCAGCGAACGUGGUGGUAGCUGGACGGGAAGGUGUUUAGCAGGCAGAAGAAAGUGCCAGCAAGUGGCGAACAUCGAAACAAUUGCAAAACGAAAACACUCUAAUCCAAGUAGGGCUGCGUGCGUGCGUGCGGGUGUUCUAUGUUGUGCUGUAAUCGAUGGUUGAUGGUCAGAGGAGGAAAAGAUAUCCGCGAACCCUGUGCGAGCGUGCGUGCGUGUGUGUGUGUGUGGGGACGAAAAACGGCAAGAGACAGACAGACGGUCGCCAGCGCUGAAAGGGUGGCAGUGAGGGAGUGUAGUGGUGUAGUGGGGCCGCAGUGGUGGCAGCGGAGGGAAAAACUGGCCGAUUGUUCUUGGCCCAAGAUUGGGGCAAGGUUUAUGGAGCAGCGAAAGUGAACGGCCCGAACCUGCGUUGAACCUGUGGAAAGUGCAAUUUUCCAACCCAAGUGGUUCCAUUGGUCAGUGGGUUUUUUACAUGCAUGCAUGUGUCUGUGUGUCGGUAGGGGCAGUUUGCUGUGGGGGAAAACCUUGCAUCACGGUUUUUGUUGGGAAAACCCCGUGCAUCGGUAGGCAGAAAGGUGGUGAAAGAAUGUUCUGGUCCACUCGCGCCGUGUUGCCGAUAAUGAAAUACUCGACAUUCGUCAUUGGGACUGCAUUGUAAAUGAGCAAGUAACCGAUUCCGAUGUGGGUGGCGUUGGCGGGCAUUGCAUAAUUCUUACCAGCUGUUGUGAAUUGCGAUAGGAAUUGCGCGUACGCUAACGUUGUGCAGCAGUGCAACGCAUCACUACAGUUCCUUCCCAACGCCACGCGCACAAGUUCUCGGCACAAGAUCACACAACGGUAGCAAGAUCACGCAGGGCGCAGGGUGGCCAAAAAAACAGCGAGCUGCGUUUGUUUACUGAGGUUCAAUCUGUUUGGUACGCGUGAAUGAGUAAAGUGUUUGAAUUGCAGCAGGGGGGAAAAACGAUCGUUUAUCGGUGUGGUGGGUCAGGUUGGUUAGUUAAGCUUUCGUUUGAUUGAGCCAAGCUGUGGUUAGUUGGGAAGGGUGUGAAGCAGUGCAAUCGUUUGCUUCAUUAGUGCGUGUUGGGUGAUCGCGUUUAAAGAACAAACCAUCAAUCAAUCAGCAGUCGAAUGUUCUUGAAGUGGGAAAGGCUUAAGGUCGAUGUGGUUGUAACGGAGAACGAAUGUGACAGCGAAUGAGGCUCAAUAAAUGCUAACAGAUUUCCAAUUAUAACGCAGCACUAGACAGUCACUAGUAUUCUGUAUUGCAAGCAGAAGGAGACGACGAAAGGGCGUAAGCAUAGCAUAACAGCAGCCAUACAACAGUCGGUCGAACAGAGGCCUAUAACGGACGAAAGUAAAAUACCAGCAUUUUGCGUCACUAUUUCACGUUAGCGCUUAAUUUACUACAGUCUGCUAGCUGUGUGUCCUUUUCGGGACUUCUGGAAGAGUUGUUUGCGGAUUAAGUGAAAAAGAAAGACAAACGCAAACAUUCUAACGGCUCUACCGACCGUACAGAGCGUGUGUGUGAUCUUCAAUGUCUGUAUGAGCUGCAUGUCGAUCGUAGUGUACACUGGCCGAGUGUUGCCUAGAGACGGGUUUAUAACAGCAGCGUACUUUAGCUAACGAAGCGUGCCCUUUUUCGUUGUUGGUGUUGGUGGUGUAAGAUUAGUUAAAGAAAAAAUCUUAUCGAAAACCUCUGGACGCCAUUAAGCUCAACAAUAAUACGUUCCUAAGACGUACGAAGAUCUCCGGACCACUAUCGAAGGACCCUGCUCAUCCAUCCUAUUUUUUAUCCUGCCAAAAGCAGCGCCAGGGCAGGAAAGACGAAUGCGAAUAACGUUCCUGUUCGAUCUACUAUUCCAGCAGGAGCAGCUUGGGAGUUGGUGGUUGUGGUCGUUGUGGUGGUGGUUUUGGAACUCGAGCAAAAGCCUGAUCGGCCGCUCGGCACCGGCGAUCGGCGGAAGCGUCUGGUGCGACUGGCACCGUCCCCUUUCAGUUCGCCCGUACCGUUUCUCGUCUGCACCAGUCACCCGUACCGUUUCCGGAACCCUGGAAUCCAAUCAAGAAAACGAUCCUACCCAGGAGGCGGCCAACGGAGGGCACGCGAACGGGCAAUCAUCAUCGGCGUCCUCUUCGUCGUCCGGUAGUGGCACAAUGGUGAAAACGUUCCAGGCCUACCUACCGCCAACGAACCGAACGUACUCCUGCGUCCACUGCAGGGCACACCUAGCUAGUCACGAUGAGCUUAUAUCGAAAUCGUUCCAGGGCAGCCAGGGACGGGCGUAUCUGUUCAACUCGGUGGUUAACGUAGCCUGUGGACAGGCCGAAGAGCGUGUGCUACUGACAGGCCUGCAUGCCGUGGCCGACAUUUACUGUGAAUGCUGCCGAACGCCGCUCGGCUGGAAAUAUGAACACGCGUUCGAGUCCAGCCAGAAGUAUAAGGAGGGCAAGUACAUCAUCGAGCUGGCGCACAUGAUCAAGGAGAAUGGUUGGGAUUGAUUUGCGUCGCCGGUGCGGCGCACCCGCACUAGCAGCAAUAGCAGCAGCAGCGGUGGCAGCUCAUCGGCGAUAAAUUAACCCCUUCUAAAAUGUGGAUACAGUUGCAAUUUUUUUUGCAAAUAGUCGUGUGGUAGUUCGGAGCCCUCGGAAGACCAACUUGCGUUCAGGUGUUUAAUCUCCCCCGAUAGUUUUCCAUCCCACUAAGUUGUUUGGAGGGUGAAAGGUUUCCGAUUCCGGUUUCAUCUGUGCACUGCUCUCUGUGUUCACUCGAGAAACGCACCCAGGGAACGCCCAGCUGGCUGGUACGGCUGGGUCAGAGGUCAAGAGAGCGUUUUACACAAACACACUCACUCACACACACAGUGACACUUUGUGAGAAAAGAGAAAGAUGGAGACGGCUAAGGACCGCACAAUCCCUCCGAGCGAUGAUAAUAUGUUUGCAACUACCCAAUCUAAUGUACCUUUAGUUCAGCGCGCUAGAUUCCACUGGCGGAGAUGAUUAGUCCUUACCUUCAGCUGCAUCUAGAAGUUUUACUAACGCUAGUUUUAUAAAGACGGUGUGAAAUGGGCGGAAUGUUGAUUUGGAAUCAAAAGCGAUUUCGUCACUUUUGAUUGCAUCAGUCCCGUUUCGUUCCUUGGGGAAGCUCGAUGGAAGCACGUGGGCGCGUACUCCCCAGAGAAAAGUUUCUAUCAAAAAUACUGCCCUUGCGUUUUUUGGAAGGUCGGAUGCCCCAGCCCCUCGUGAUAACCAAUACAACUCCUGCCUUGUUUGUCAUUGCGUCACACGCCUAUGACCGUCGGUUCCGUUUCAUGAGUGUGCGUGUCUCUAAGUGUGUGUGUAUUCUGAUAAUGAUUAGCAUGCACUUCGAGGUUGGGAAAGUUUUUUGCUUCUACGUUUUUUUUAAAUAUCAUUAGAACAUGAUUUGAAGAACAACAAAACCAACCAUGAAGAGACGGAAAGGAGAGCUCAGUUUGCAAGUGUAGGUUAAGCAGUGUGCGAAUGCAUGGUAUGUCUGCUAGGAGAUGCAAGGAAUAAUCGUACGGAAUGCGAGAGUGAUAUUAGAUUUAGAAGAAGACGGGAAUCCGUAAUGUGUGGAGAAGAGCAGAGCGCAAGGAAGAUACAGAAAUCAUUAAUCAUUUAAACACUGAACAAACUCAUAACAUACACAUAAGAUUAUUGAAAUCAGUAGCGGACGCCCGCGAUGCCUCGAUACUGAACGGCGUAGUAGGGUGAUUUGCAUCAAUCGUAUUUUAGUCGAAAUAUACAAAAAAGAAAACGCGAUUUAACGGUUAAGGCUUUAGUUUUUUAAAACAAACAGGUAUAAAAGAAAAACAUCCCCCACACUUUAAGCAGACACAACCGGCAACCCGGCUAUGCUGUGUGUAUGUGUGUGUGUGUGAGAGAGAGUGCGUGGAAGAUGCGAUAAGUGAAACAAGGGAAUGCAAGUGAUUGAGCGUGAUCGUGAUAGAUGAUAAGGACUCAAAAUACUAUGACAUUGGAUCGAGUAGCAAAGAACAAACAGAAACACAAAAUCAAAACCUUCAAAAUGCAAGUUAAAAAAAAACAGGCGAAGAAGGUAUUUCCUUUCGCACCCAUCCAAAAAGAAAAAAGAAAAACUAAAGAAGAAGACUAAAAAAGAAAUCGAAAAGAUAUAAAAAACAGGAAACAAAAACAAGACAAAACUAAACUGAAAACCAAAACCGAAAUCAAUCAACUCGGCAAUUUAGCGGAAUGGUGUAAAUCGUGCGUGGCUGUAUGGGCGUGUGAGUGCUUGUGCAAUAUGUCUGUGUGUUUGUGCGUGUAUGGGAAUGCGUAAUGAAGGCUGUAAAAGGAUAAAUGUCUACGGUAUGCGUGCGUGCUCUUACACUAACCUACCUAUCAGCUCUUAAAUUUUCGUUUUGGGUGAAACUGUUGUGUCCAUCAUCUUGCUAUCCUUUAAAACUGCGAAUGUGAUCUAAAUUUUUUCAAAUGGGUUAAAACGUCAUGUUUUGGAAAGGGGAAGCGUGAAAACAAUUGAAUAAUUACAACAAAAAAAAAUACAAAAAAAUUGUGAAAGAUCGCCGGCCGUGUCAGCUGUCCCUAUAGAACAAGAAGAGCAGUAAAAGUGUGAGCACAUUGUCAGCAACGUUAAUUUCCUUAAGUUCACGAUAGCCUAACAAAGUAUCAGAACAAAAAAAACGAAACAUUCAAACAGUACGUAGCAAAACUGGCGCAUGGGUUGCAAUGGAAGCAUGAGAGAGAUGAGAGAAAAUGAAAAAAAAAACAAAACAAAAACCUACUGCCAAUAGAACCAAUACAAAAUACGGAAGGAUUAAGUGAACUGGAGAACCACACGAAGCAGAAACAUAAAACCAAUGGACAAAACGAACAUAACCGCCUAAAUAAUAAGUGACGAGACGCUUUCCAGCUCGUCCAGAAUGGGGCAGGCGGGUUCGAUCAAUCGAAGCGAUCGGAUUCGCUCCCUCCCGGCGCAUCGAACGACGACGCGUUUGGGCAGCAAAAAUAGCAAAUAUUAAUGUAGCUUUCCUUUCUGUCCCUAGCGAUAAUAUGCAAAGGCUUCGAGCGAAAGCGCCUGAUGCACAUUGCGUAGUGUAGUUUUGGUAGCCAAUUCUGUAACCUUCAAAGUGAUCUCUUGUGGAAGCUUUCGGUUUGAACGUGUUUCUCUAUGCUGAAAUGAUUGUUUUUCCCUUUUUCCCUGCCUUUUUUCUUUUAUUUGUUAUAAUUCUAAUCAUUCAUUAUACUUUUUUUAUCUUUUUGUUUUAUCUUUUUACCCACUAUUUCCACAACUGUUGGCGACGAAAGGAAACUUUAUUUUAAAUUUGUAAGGCUUUUUACUUUCCUUAAACAAAAAAAGUGAUUUGAAUAAUGUGAUGUGAUGUGUGAUGCGAGCGAAACGUAUGAAUCAUCGGUGUGUGAUGCUGAAUGGUGGCUGUAUGCGAGUUAAAACAUGACGUUUUGUGAAAGGAAGCGAUGAAUGAAUGCGAAAUGAGUGGCAAACUGUAAUGCAAUUCCUACGAUUUUUGUAUUUGACACAAGAAAAGUAGCUUUUAUAUUACUAUUAAUUAUGUUGCUAUGCACGUUUCAUUAAAAAAAAACAGAAAUACUUUCUAGAAAAAGCUACUUGAGCUUAUAAAACAGAUGAGGUAAAAAAAAUCAGUUGAUAAUAAAAGCGGCAGCUUUUGUUUGCACUUUCACUGUUAAGUCAAAAAGGGUUUCCUUUUCCAGUACACUUACCAUCGCUAUCAUAAACAGCGCGAAGGACAGAGUGAUUUGAAACGAAAAAAAAAAUGAAGCGCGACGAGUGAGCGAGACGAAAGAGGCAAAAGAGAAGGAUAAAGUUCCGGAAACAUCUAUUUUAUAACAUUUACUUUCAGUGGUUUCACAUUUGUUAACUUUUUCGGGACUGUUUGCGGUGUUUGCAACGUGCAAGAAAAGGAUAAAAGAUAAAAAGAAACAGAAACGAUUAGUAAGUGGAACGGGAUGAUGAACGAGUCUAUUUCUUUGCAGUAAUUGAGCGAUGAUUGAACAAAAAGGAAAAAAAAAAAAGAAAUGAAAAGUGAUCGAAACUAUACGCUAAAAAAACACAUACACGAAAAAUAGUAGAAUAAGUGUAAAA
Molecule: messenger RNA, 6228 nt
Organism: Anopheles coluzzii
Lineage: Eukaryota; Metazoa; Arthropoda; Insecta; Diptera; Culicidae
Gene: Ypel
Product: protein yippee-like
Exons: 8
Coding region: 1940-2611 (223 amino acids)
Source: RefSeq, a predicted model, not a curated record